Molecule: messenger RNA, 1992 nt
Organism: Trematomus bernacchii (emerald rockcod)
Lineage: Eukaryota; Metazoa; Chordata; Actinopteri; Perciformes; Nototheniidae
Gene: nicol1
Product: chromosome unknown C4orf48 homolog
Exons: 3
Coding region: 762-1034 (90 amino acids)
Source: RefSeq, a predicted model, not a curated record
ACAAAUGAAGUAUAUAAGCAACAAUGUAACAGCUGAUUGAGCUAGAGCACAUGUUUACAGCUUUAUACUUAGGACACUUUAUAACAUAAACAUAUCCCAUUAUUUGUGAUGUUUACUCUCUUUUAAAACAUACCACGUUUUUGAUCUGAAAAAUAAGAAGUAACGAGAAAUGUUGUAUUAAUGUAGUGAAGUACAGUUCAAUAUUUUCCUAUGGUCUGUUUAGGGGUUGCAGAAAACGAGAAAAAGACAAGUAAAGUACUUUAAAAUCAUAUUUAAGUACUUUGUUUAUUGUACCAUUAACUAUGACUCAUGCAUAAAUAAAACAAUGUAUGACAGAGUAAAUACAUCUCUACAGUUAGUUUAUUAAUUCUAAGUUUUUCUAGGCUUUUAUUUUGAAUAUUUUCACCGGAAGACUUGAUUCUGGUCCCCAAAGCAAAUAGAGGCACACGCAUGCGCACUCCCGUACUCCACAUUAAACAACCCUAGGUGUGCAUCUUGCGUUGAUUCUGCAAAUAUCAUCGACUGAUUCACGGUAAGAUAACACGUCAUUUGUAAAAUAAGCAGUGAUUAUACUCUGUGUAUUCAUACUUUUAAAUACAUACACAUAUUAACCGAUGAAAACGGGACUAUUUUACAAACAAAGCCAAUCAGAUGCUGUUAUUUCAUUGAUUGACGGCCGUGUGGAACAUUUUCUGUUGUUGUAUUUUACCAAACACCUGGGCAAUUUUAUUUCUAGCUCCAAAAGGUAAUUGAUCAGCACCAUGGCGUCCAGUGGAUAUCUGCAGGCAGCGGUGCUCCUUCUGGCGGUGCAGCUCAUCUGUCUCGGUGCAGCUGAUGCGGAUCAUGAGACUGGGACUGUCAUCCCUGCUGAAAGUCGCCCAUGUGUGGACUGUCAUGCAUUUGAGUUUAUGCAGAGGGCCCUGCAAGAUCUAAAGAAGACUGCGUUCAACCUCGACGCCAGGACAGAGACGCUGGUGCUGCGGGCGGAGAGGAGGGCUCUGUGUGACUGCAUGCCCGUCAACUCUCUGCGCUGAAGACCCCCCCUCCACACACUGACACCCACCCUGUUCUAAACCUCUAAACUCAUGUACAGCGACCUUCAUCUUAACUUAUUCACGCAAUAGGCACUUUAUUUUCCUUUUCUCUCAUGUUGUUGUUUUGCCUUAUUGGGGACGACUUUUAUACCACUGAGGUUUUACAUCGUGAAACACGCCUGUGAAUUUAGUUUGUCUUCAUCGUCACGGGAUCUAGGUCAGUUUCUCAUCUAUGAAGCAUAAACUAUCUUUUGUACUUUUUAGUAUUUGACUGUAUAAUGUAGAUACAGUAGAAUGCAUCGAUAAACUCGUUGAAUGUGUUGUUUGAGAUUUCAUACGACGAUUAUACACAUCAAACUGUAGCAUCACGUGGAAUUUAUUUAUUAACGGCUCAAAAUACUUCAAUAAAACAUAAAAAAAUCACUUAUUAUGAAUCGGUAACAUUUUAAUUAUUUAAAUUAUUUGCUGCCUUUUGCAAAAAAAGUUGGGUAAAUUAAAGAAAGUAAUAUAUCUUUAGGAACAAACAAUGAAGAUUUAUUUGUAACGACAUCAGAAAAAAUAAAUUUUUAUCAGAAGUUCGAACUAAUCUUUUUGAAUUUUUCUUUAGGUGGAGAAAGCGUAUUUGUAAGUCUUGAUUUAGCACAGCACUGUAGCAUGAAUUUACAGCACUUUUUGUUAAACUGCUGUUAUUGUAGAUUGUAUGUAUAGAUACUGUAUAUGUACACGGGUUUUCUCUGCCUGACAGAGGUGUAUGCAAGAAAUAGUGACGAACGAUAUAGUAUCAUAAAAUGCAAUAUCGGCGGGGGACGGGAGGACGGAUAGAGAUAGAAAUAAUAUUUGUCUUAUGGUUGCUUGUUCAUGAACAGUGUACUUUGUUAACAUUGUGUCACAAGAGUAAGACGCCACAUUUAUUGUCUUAAUGUUGUACCUAUCAAUAAAAAACAAUGAAUGACCUUUA